Rotaria sp. Silwood1 is the source of this 753-nucleotide messenger RNA. The record is from the annotation of a GenBank genome assembly. Lineage: Eukaryota; Metazoa; Rotifera; Eurotatoria; Philodinida; Philodinidae.
AUGGUAGUUCGAUUACGAACAAUUUGUUUUUCAUCGUUUUUGAUUCUCAUUAUUCUCUCCCUCUAUGUCAUCUGGCCAUGGUUUCAUGCUGCUUAUGUAUGGCGUCAAAGUACAAUCAAAUCUUUGAAUUUUUCUACGACUUCAUUAUUAAACAAUACAAAUAGUCAAGUACCACGAAUACUACAUCAAACAUAUCGUGAUAUACAUUCAAUACCAUUUAAAUGGCAACAAGCAUCAAAUAGUUGUCGAACAUUUCAUUCCGAUUAUAAAUAUUAUCUUUGGACGGAUAAAGAAGGACGCAGUUUAAUUGAAAAAGAAUUUCCUUGUAUUUUAUCAACAUUUGAUUCUUAUCCAUAUGAUAUUCAACGUGCUGAUGUUAUUCGUCUUGUUGUAUUAUAUGUAUACGGAGGAAUUUAUUUAGAUUUAGAUAUUAUUUGUCUAAAACCACUUGAUAAAUUAUUAAAUUAUGAAUUUAUUCUACCACAAACCAAACCUGUUGGUUUAUCGAAUGAUUUCAUUGUUGCAAAACCGAGACAUCCAUUUUUAUUACAAAUUUUGAAUGAUUUACCGAAAUUUAAUCGAAAUUUUUUCACAAAAUAUCCAACUGUAAUGUUUUCUACUGGACCAAUGUUUCUUACACAUGAAGCUUCAUCUUAUCCAAAUCGUUCUUCAUUAGAUAUUAUUUCUCCUGUACUCUAUGGAAAAUAUGUAUAUAAUUCAUCGUAUUCUCUAUUUCGACAUUUAAAAGGUUAA